Molecule: messenger RNA, 1760 nt
Organism: Zeugodacus cucurbitae (melon fly)
Lineage: Eukaryota; Metazoa; Arthropoda; Insecta; Diptera; Tephritidae
Product: CDK5RAP3-like protein
Exons: 4
Coding region: 147-1685 (512 amino acids)
Biological process (GO): regulation of cyclin-dependent protein serine/threonine kinase activity; regulation of mitotic cell cycle
Cellular component (GO): endomembrane system
Source: RefSeq, a predicted model, not a curated record
AUCGUUAUUAAAAACAUCGAUAACAAAAUAUCGAUCAUAAACAAAUCAUUGCGACUUAUCAAACAGAAGAAGCAGAGAAGAAAAUAUUUUGUUUGCGUGGACAAGUAGUAUAAAAUAAAUUUGAUUGUUACAUUAAACUAAUAAAAAUGAAUGAAGCAGAUAUUCCGAUUGAUAUACACACCUUGAAGCUGCAGGAUUGGUUAGUCAGCAGGAGGAUUGUACCCAAAACUAUUCAAAAGAAUAUCAAAGAGAUACGCUCAAAGAUUUCAAAUGCUCUUCAAGAUAUGCCUGCUAAUGACCAGCUGAUUAAAUUGUUGUCGGGCACCAACAUCAACUACUACCAUUGUAAAGAAAUUGUUGAGAUUCUAAAACAAACCGAAAAAGAAACCAAAAGUGUAUUUGGAACAUACGGUAGUCAGCGAAUGAAGGACUGGCAGGAAAUACUACGUCUAUACGAAAAAGAUAACGUCUACCUUGCAGAAUCUGCUCAAAUAUAUGUACGGAAUGUAAAUUAUGAAGUGCCUGGUAUUCGAAAGCAAAUGACAAAAUUAGAACAACAAAGUGAUGAAUGUUUAAAACGUGUGCAAGAUCUUGGCAAACCUGAAUCACAAUUAUUGGCCGAACAUGCUACACUUCUACAGCAACUGGGAGUGAAAGGAGACAAUUUGCGAGAAGAAUUUUUACAAGUUUUGUCUAAGUUACCAGAUAUGUAUUCGAAUUCAAUACGUGAUAUUGGUAAAGUAGAAGAGGCAAUUAACUUAUUCUCUGAGGGAAGUAAUAAACAAAAUUUACCCAUAUUACGUCACCUCAUUGAAUUUGGGAAUACAACCGUAUAUCAAUAUGUGCACAAAGAGGAGCCUUUAACCGUUGAAGAACCUCCAAUUAAACUAAAUUUAAAUGAGGAUACAUUGGCUAGUAGUGCUGAUGAUAAUGAAAUCGAUUUUGGUGGCGAUGAUAAUGGCGGCACCUCGUCAACAAUUUCAGCAGAAAUUAUUGAUUUCGGUGAACUCAAUUUAGAUGGUAACAACAGCGCCGUUGAUUCGGAUGGAAAUGGUGGUGACAUUGACUGGGGGAUUGAAAGUGGACCAAGUGAUGCCGUAGAGAUAAAUUUUGACAUUCCUAUUGAAGAAUACGGAAUAGUUAUUGAGGGUGCAGGCAUGGAUGGUGGCAUAGCCAAAGGAGAACAAGCCUACACAAUUCUUGAUUCACCCACUUAUCGCGAUAGAUUUCUCGAUGAAAUUUAUGAACUUGAUGCAUUCUUACGUAUGCGGCUAUAUGAGCUUAGCCAAUUGGAUGCUUCCACCAAUGUAAUGUUUUCUCUUAUGGAUAGCAUUUCCACAUACGAUGCAGAGAGCAUACGGAAGAUGUUAAAGAAUAUUGAACAAAUUUUGAGUGAAGUAUCAAACGAACAAACACGCCAUCUUUUCCAAUUAAAACAUUCACCUAAAUAUGCUGAUUUGCUCGCUACUAAGUUGCGACAAAUGACGAAGGCCGUGGAUAAAAUACGUGACACCAAAGAAGUUUUGAAAAAACGUUCUGUAGAAUUGAAACAACAACGCGUAGAUUUGAAUCCCGUUUUAGCUGAGCUAAUAUCACAAACGAAGAAGCUGCAAUUACACAUUGAGAAUGACAUUUCCAAACGUUACAAAAACCGUGUAGUGAACCUGAUGGGUGGAGUAAAUUAAUGCAAUAUUGAUACUUUAGGGUGAUUUUGUUAUAUAACUUGAUAAAAUAACAUUAUUAAAAUUAUGUAAAGCGUA